AUGGAGAACCACGACAGGGCGAUCCUAGAGGCUUCGGCUAAACACCCGAUCGUGCCCCUCGAGAAGGGCAAGUUUUACACGUAUGGCACCGCCGGCUUCCGCAUGAAGGCCGACUUGCUCGAGGGCAUUUCGUUCCGUGUUGGCCUCCUCGCCUCUCUCCGGAGUCGCAAGCUUAACGGUCAGGCCAUCGGUGUUAUGAUCACCGCCAGCCACAACCCGGCUGCCGACAAUGGUGUCAAGAUCGUCGAUCCCCUGGGCGAGAUGCUCGAGCAGGACUGGGAGCGUUACGCUACCGCCCUAGUCAACGCCACAAGCGACGAGCAGCUCGUCGAGGUCUACAACAGACUGGCUACGGACCUCAAGAUCGACCUCAAGGCUUCCGCCAAGGUCGUCUACGGUCGGGACACGAGGGCCCUCGGGACACAAGCUGGUCACAGCCCUCGCCGGCGGUCUCGAGUCUACCAAGACCGAGUCAGCGAGCUCGGGUACUACGAGAAGCUUGCCGGGGCCUUCGUGCGCGCCAUGAAGGGCAGGAGGAUCAAUGGGGCUCUACAGGUGGACUGUGCCAACGGCGUUGGCGGUCCCAAGCUAUCCGAGUUCCUUAAGCACAUCCCCAAGGACAAGGUCAACUUUGAUGUCAAGGUUGUCAACGACGAUGUUCUCCGGCCUGAACUGCUCAAUCUCGACUGUGGUGCCGAUUUCGUCAAGACGAAGCAGAGGGCCCCUCCCAACCCUAAACCCCAGCCCGGGCUCAGAUCCUGCUCACUUGACGGUGACGCUGACCGGUUGAUCUACUACUGGCAGGAUCCUGAGGGCGGUUUCGUCAUGUUGGACGGCGACCGUAUCUCGUCGCUCGCCGCUUCCUUCAUCGGUGACCUCGUCGAGAGCGCCGGUCUCAAGGACGAUCUGCGUAUUGGCGUCGUGCAGACUGCCUAUGCCAACGGCGCCAGCACAAACUACAUCACCCAGCACCUAAAGUUGCCCGUCAUCUGCACUCCGACUGGCGUGAAGCACCUCCACCACGUGGCUCAGGGCUUUGAUAUUGGAGUGUAUUUUGAGGCCAACGGUCACGGCACGGUUCUCUUCUCCCCGGACGCCCUCACCGCCUUCAAGACCAAGGAGCCGCAAUCCCCCGCCCAAAAGGACGCGCUCGAUACUCUAGCUGCCCUGGGUGAUCUGAUCAACCAGACGGUCGGCGACGCCAUCUCAGACGCGCUCAUGGUCGAGGUAAUCCUAGCUCACAAGAACUGGACGCUCCGCGACUGGGCCAUGACGUAUGCCGACCUCCCCAACCGGCUCGUGCGCGUCGAGGUGGGCAACAAGGACUUGUUCCAGACGACCGAUGCCGAGCGGCGCCUGUCGGCCCCGGAGGGCGCACAAGACGAGAUCGACCAGGCGGUCAAGAAGUACAAGGACGCGCGCUCCUUCGCCCGCGCCAGCGGCACCGAGAACGCUUGCCGCGUCUAUGCCGAGGCCGCCAGCCGUUCCGAGGCCAACGAGCUUGCCGAGCGCCCGGACCCCAUCCCAGCCACCACCAUCACCACCCUCUCCGCGCUCCACGUCGACUUGCACAUCGAGGGCAGCCCACGCCCCAUCCACGCCCAAGACCGCAACCUCAACCGCAACCGCAGCGUCUCGUUGUUCUCCCCGCUGCGGCCUUCCCCACGCCACCAACACCACCCGCACCACUUGCGGUUUGACCCGCUCGGCAGAUACACCACUACUACCACUGCAGAUAAUUUUGUGUUUGAGAUGGAGGAGGACAUCCAGGAGAGGGAGCGCCUGCGCCUGGCCGGCGGCGUGCCCAAGUACAUCAGCCCCGGCAGCAGCGGGGAGGUGUCGCCGGACCUGGCCUCCACGCCGUCCGAUUCGAUACUGGGGGCCUGGCAUUCGAAGCUGGGGGAGGAGACACCGAAACUUGGGGAUGCUGAGGAAAGGGAGGAAAAUGGGACGGGGGAGGUGUUGUUGGUGGCGAGUUAG
This is a messenger RNA of Chaetomium globosum CBS 148.51, 1980 nucleotides long. RefSeq lists its product as uncharacterized. Gene Ontology annotation, biological process: UDP-N-acetylglucosamine biosynthetic process; carbohydrate metabolic process. The record is from RefSeq and is a predicted model, not a curated record. The coding region runs from base 1 to 1980 and encodes 659 amino acids. The transcript is spliced from 4 exons. Gene Ontology annotation, molecular function: phosphoacetylglucosamine mutase activity; magnesium ion binding. NCBI's taxonomy places the organism in Eukaryota, Fungi, Ascomycota, Sordariomycetes, Sordariales, Chaetomiaceae.